Molecule: messenger RNA, 767 nt
Organism: Cataglyphis hispanica
Lineage: Eukaryota; Metazoa; Arthropoda; Insecta; Hymenoptera; Formicidae
Gene: mRpL41
Product: 39S ribosomal protein L41, mitochondrial
Exons: 3
Coding region: 172-669 (165 amino acids)
Biological process (GO): translation
Cellular component (GO): mitochondrial large ribosomal subunit
Molecular function (GO): structural constituent of ribosome
Source: RefSeq, a predicted model, not a curated record
GAGAGAGGAAAAGAAAAAGAGGAAGAGAGAAAGUAUUCAGAGUAUCGUAUGAGUUUUAAUUCAGUGUUUAUUUGAGAAAAGAAAUAACUAAAAAGAAAGCGUUCUUUGUGUUAUCAGUGAACAGGAUAUCUUUGAUAAGAGGUAUCGAUUCGCUUUAACCAGCAGAAAUCGAUGGCAUCUUCGUGUAUGAUACUGCGACGUGGUAUCGCGACUUCCUGCAUUUGUCAUGGGAAGCGAAAUUUUCGAAAAUUCUUACUAUAUAAUAAACGUGGCAGUCGUAACUUUAAAGAGCAACAGGCGAAAAAUCCAGAUCCUGAUAUACCAAUAGAUAAGAGAGGUGUAAGAGAUACGGGAUAUAAUGUAGAUGGUAAAUGGGUUCAUGUGCCAGAGAUGAUUCCUGAAUUAAUUGUUCCUUCAUUGGAAGGAUUUACUUUGAAACCAUAUGUGUCGUACAAAGUGGAUAACUUUACGGAACCCGAAUUUACUGCACAGGAUUUGUUUGAUGCAGUAUAUUCUGAAAAAAUAAAGGAAGACUUUGCAAAUAAUCAAUUAACCGAGACUGGAGAGCCAUUGAAUCCUAGUGAUCAUGAAAAGCUUACGCCGCAACAAGCUAAGGACAAUGCCAGUAAAACAGGUUGUGACAUUUUUGAUGAAGGAAAACCAUUGUAAACAUUUUUACUUUUUAGUAUUUAUGAUACUCUAAUAUUUAAAUGUGUAUAUUUUUUUCUCUUCUACAUUGAAAUAAAAAAUUUGAAUAUUCUCCAUUA